Molecule: messenger RNA, 2433 nt
Organism: Cylindrotheca closterium
Lineage: Eukaryota; Bacillariophyta; Bacillariophyceae; Bacillariales; Bacillariaceae
Source: the annotation of a GenBank genome assembly
AUGAAGUCACUGCCAUCUCCUACCAAAGCAAUGCCAAAAUCACACUCCCUACAGAAACUAAAACUGACAGCAACGAAAACCACCACCAAUAAGAAUCUUCCUUCCCUUUCCCAAGACGCAUCGGCUCUCAUCAUUUCGGCCAGUGAUAAGGCGGGAAUGGAUGGAAUUGAUCGGUCCAAGAUUGAUGCCAUCAUUUUGAGAGAAUCCGGCAAUUCCUUGUACAUUCAACAACAAAAGCGACGAGAUGCCAAAGUCAAUGAACGUAUUGCCGAACUCCAAACCAAAAAACAAGAAUUGCUGCUAACAAGAUCCCGUCUCCCAAGCAAUCCCGCACUGGAUGCUCAAAUGCAAUCCUGGCAGGCUUCGUGUCCUUGCCGAGCUACCAAGGUGGUGGUCGACAUGGACAUGUUUUACAUGGCUUGUGAAUUACUAACGAAACCGCACUUGGAUCAACAUCCGGCUUGCGUAGGCAAGGGCAUGGUCCUUACGAGCAAUUACAAGGCUCGACAAUUCGGAGUCCGGUCGGCCAUGGCUGGCUUUGUGGCUGACAAACUAGUGGAAGAAUUGUCCCAUGGCACGCAACGAUUGAUUCAUGUGCCUUCGAAUUUUGCGCUUUACCAAGAAAAGGCCAAAGAAGUGGUAGCUGUGCUGAAAGAAUAUGAUCCCCACUUGAAAUCCUACAGUUUGGAUGAGGCCUAUCUGGAUUUGGGACCGUAUUUAGCACUGCAUCUGCAACAUUACAGCUGCAAAAAAGAAAAUGAAAAUGAAAAUGAAGAAAUCGAUGGAUGGAAAAAAUCAGAUGCCGGAGAUUUGGGUAAUGGUGUACUAUCAGCACUACCAGACGAGUUGCAUCAUUGGAUUCGAGACCAAUUGACGGGCUCCGCUGUCAAGGCUGGUGGUGCUGCCAACGAUAGUGACAUGGACAUCAAGAAAGACAAGGAUGCACAACAAAAAGAAGGAGAAGAAGAGGCAAGUAGCAGGGCCAUGGAUGACGAAAUGCAACAAGAAAAUGAUAUGGAGGAAUUGAAUGAAGCAGAUAGUAGUGGUGAUCAGGACUUGGAUGGUGACCCGAAAGACAUGAACGUGAAAGACACCAAAAGACCUCACCAGUAUCAAAACUACAUGAAAAUGUUGAAGAAGUAUUCAGUAGAAACUUGUAACCGAGCAAUUCAAAGCAUUGUGCAUCACAUGCGGGCAUUGGUUCAAAUUCGAACUGGUGGCUUGACCUGUUCGGCGGGCAUUGCACCCCAUUCCGGGUUGGCCAAAAUGGCCAGUGAUAUCAACAAACCAAAUGGACAAUUGCUAGUGGAUCCCCACAAAGUCUUGGAAUUCUUGCAUCCACUUCCUGUUCGCAAGGUGCCAGGGAUUGGUAGGGUCACCCAAAAGAUUCUUCAGCAUGUAUUUCAAGUCGAAACUGUGGAAGACUUGUACGAACAGCGAGCCUUGGUUCAGAAACUAUUCAAAAAUGCAUCGGCCAACUACUUACUCAAGGCAUGCGUCGGUCACAUUGGUACUAGUAGUAGCACUUCGAGCGAUGGGGGUUCCUUCAAAAGUUUUGGGGCCAACUCGGAAGAGAUUGAGGAGGAUGACCAUCAAAAGGGGAUUAGUCGGGAACGCACCUUUCGACCCGAGGCGAAUUACCAAAAGCUACAAGAAAAGUUGGAUUCCAUUGCUGACAUGCUGUCAAAUGACAUGGUACGGAAAAAGGUCAAGGCCCACACUAUUACCGUCAAAGUAAAAUUGAACACCUUUGAUGUUUGGUCCAGAGCCAAGUCCUUGGAUCGCAAUGUGUACAUUCAAGAUGCAGACGAAUUAAAGGUAGUGGCCAACGAGUUGUUUGCUAGUAUCAAAGCAGAGCUUGCUGUCAAGCAAGCAAAGAGUAUGAAGAAAAAGGGAGAAGUUCAUGAUGACAUCAAUUACAAUACUUCUGGCAUUGGAAAGAGUAGCUCUAGCAGCAGCAAAGACGCUAGCUUUGUACUUUGUUGCCGUCUCUUAGGAAUACGUUGUUACUCCCUAGAGCACCAAGAUGCUUUGCCGCAGCAAAAGCCAAUGGAUAAGUUUCUGACUCGCACCGAUAUGGCUUCUGCUUUCUCUUCAGUCAAGCAAGGUCAUAUCCAAGACGACCCUGAAGGCAAUGAUGAACGUGAAGCAACUCAAAUGCCUAGAAACGACAAACAUAAUGGCAAAUCCGGCGAUGCCCCAAGCCCCGAGAAUCCGAUGAAGGUGACGCAAGAAUCCUACACCUGCCCUUUGUGUAAUAGCGUCAUCGUUGGCGACAACGAUGUGCUGAAUCGACACAUUGAUACAUGCCUCAAUGCCUCCACUGUCCGACAAGUGGUGAGAGAAGUGACCCAGUCCACGCAGGAAGAAACGAUGACUACGGACCCAAAGAAGAAGGCGUCUCAGAAGCAAAAGUUGACAGACUUCUGGUAA